This is a messenger RNA of Ylistrum balloti, 1537 nucleotides long. RefSeq names its product membrane progestin receptor beta-like. The record is from RefSeq and is a predicted model, not a curated record. Lineage: Eukaryota; Metazoa; Mollusca; Bivalvia; Pectinida; Pectinidae. The transcript has 2 exons. Gene Ontology annotation, molecular function: signaling receptor activity. Gene Ontology annotation, cellular component: membrane. Bases 325 to 1383 code for a protein of 352 amino acids.
GUAUCCAUGCAGCAUUGUGGGCGGGGCUGAAAUUAAGCUUUCAAGUUAUGAGGGUGGGGCUGCCACUGAAAGUUGCAAUGCUAUUGAUAGUGAAUAUUCGCAGUAUACCAUGCGUGUAGAAUGUGUGCUGGAAUGUUGAAGCACAUGUGUAGUACAGUGGAUUGUAACACUGGCGCUCAGUACAUAGCAUCCCGUAUGUGUUUCCAGUUCAUGCGUUAAAGACAUGACAUCCAAGUGUGUCAUAUAGACACGUGAAGCAUUCCAGUGUAUCUAUGUGACAAGUAAGGAUGCCGACGUGAUCGGGUACCGAUUGAACACUAAGAUAUGAUUAUAACACCAGUUUGGGAAGAUGUCCCAUGUGACCACGCCCACACCACAGGGAAACGGGGUGACUCCAACAGGAUGGCAACGUCUUUCGUUCCCACCACAACGAGGCAGUAUGUGCCGGAAGUGUUCCAUGUUCCGCAUGUGGAGACUGGAUUCCGCACCCCUCACCAGCCGUGGCGCUACUACCUCUACAGUUUUUUCCAAAAACACAAUGAAUGCAUAAACUGCUGGACACACUUACUGGGUAUGUGUUUGGCUGUUCUCAGGGCAGCUGAGUUUUCACAGAACCACGACAUGCUAGGGGAUCCCCACAUGUGGCCCUUGACGGCUGGUAUUGUCACCAUGGUUUUGAUGUAUCUAUGCAGUACGAUUGCUCACUGUUUCUCCAACAAAUCAGAACUUGUGCACUACACAGCCUUCAUGAUAGACUAUGCGGGUAUAGGACUGUUUGGAGUGGGUAGUGUCAUCCUUCACCAUCACUACUGUCAUGACGACGCCUGGGUGAGCCCGUGGCUCCAAACUAACGCCGUGGCAGUAAGUGUUGUUAUGGGAACGCUGGUAUGUCUAUGCUGUAGUGCCACUAUGUUCAUGUACGAGCCACCUUACCCUUUCGCGCGCACCGUAUGGCAGAUGUCGGCAGUGGUGGCCAUUUACUUGUUAAAUAGUGUACCUAUUAUUCUGCGGCUCGUCCAGUAUGAGACUGGCCCAUGGCACUCCAGUCUGGAUCAUCAUAUACAACAAAUGGCGUGGUUCGCCUUGGCAGGGUUUUUCUUUGGCUCAGACAUUCCUCAACGCUUUUUUCCUGGGUACUUUGACUUUGUUGGCCACAGUCACCAGAUAUUCCACCUUUGUAUCAUCAUGGUAACAGAGAAACAGCUCGACGGUAUUACUCAUGAAUUAGAAAGACUUGCUCCAAAGUUUUCUACCAUGGCUCUACCAACCUUCUGGAACAGUAUAGGAGCAGUUAUACUAGCCACAUUGUUAAACAGCAUAGUGGUUGUAUUUUGUCAUUUUUAUGCUAGAGAUAUGUUGGUUAAAAAGGAGAAGGUGGAAUAGGUGUAUUUAAAAAACUUGUGAUAUUUGUAUGAUAUUUAUAUCGACUGUAGUAACCGUUUUAUUAUGCAGAUUUUGUUUGAAAAAUCUCGAUACAGAAUAUUUUUAUAAUUUUACAUAAUGUAUGUAUUGUACGUUUUAUAAAAUUUUUGUUAAA